CGCGGACAUGCGCGCUGUAAUUCGGACAUGAGCUGCAGGUCAGGUCAGUAACAACAGGGACAGUCUUUUAGGUGUGAUUUGUACAGGCGGCGAUUAACGGAAAAGGAUUCGGCGACGAAUAUUGUUUGAGUAAGGUAUCAAACAUGUCUGAUGGAGAGGGAUUUGUGGUUCGCAUACGGGGCCUGCCCUGGUCGUGUUCCGUGGACGAAAUUCAGAGAUUUUUCUCUGAUUGUAAAGUCGCUGACAGCGGCACAAACAUCCACUUCACUUACACACGCGAGGGCCGCCCGAGUGGAGAGGCAUUUGUGGAGAUGGAGUCUGAAGAGGAUCUGAAGAUUGCCCUCAAGAAGGACAGGGAAACAAUGGGUCACAGAUAUGUAGAAGUCUUCAAAUCCAACAGUGUUGAGAUGGACUGGGUCUUGAAGCACACUGGUCCAAACUCUCCAGAGACAACAGGCGAUGGCCUGGUGCGACUGCGAGGGCUGCCCUUCGGAUGCAGCAAGGAGGAGAUCGUCCAGUUUUUCUCAGGGUUGGAAAUCGUGCCAAAUGGGAUAACAUUGCCGGUGGACUUCCAGGGGAGGAGUACGGGGGAGGCCUUCGUGCAGUUUGCUUCACAGGAUAUAGCUGAAAAGGCUCUAAAGAAACACAAGGAAAGGAUAGGGCACAGGUACAUCGAGAUUUUCAAGAGCAGCCGCGCCGAGGUGCGGACGCACUACGAGCCCGCCAGGAAGGGCCUAGGCGUGCAGCGGCCUGGGCCCUAUGAUCGGCCCGGCGCCGGUCGCGGCUACAGCUCCGCGGGCCGUGGUGCCUCUUUUGACAGAAUGCGUCGCGGGACCUACGGCGGAGGCUGUGAUAGUUAUGAUGACUUCAGUGAAGGCUAUGAGUGCCAGCGUUUUGGACGAGUCGCUGAAAGUGUGUCAGAUGGUCGCUAUGGCGACGGGGGCUCUAACUUCCAGAGCACGACAGGUCACUGUGUACACAUGAGAGGCCUUCCUUACAGAGCGUCAGAGACCGACAUCUACAACUUCUUCUCCCCGCUCAACCCUGCCCGCGUACACAUCGAAGUCGGCCCAGACGGACGAGUGACGGGAGAAGCGGAUGUGGAGUUCGCCACGCACGAGGACGCCGUGGCUGCCAUGUCCAAGGACAAGGCCCACAUGCAGCACCGCUACGUCGAGCUGUUCCUUAACUCCACUGCAGGGGGCAGCAGCGGAGGCUAUGGGAGCCAGAUGAUGGGAGCCAUGAGUAACCAAUCAUCGUACGGCCCCAGCAGCCAGAUGAGCUCGGGCUACAGCGGGGGCUACAGCAGCCAGAGCAGCUUGGGCGGGUACAGUGACUACAUCAGGUAAUCAGGGCGGAUUGAGCAGCAGUUACUAUGGAGGUGGUGGAGGAAGUCGGGGCUCCAUGAACGGCCUGGGCGGAAUGAGCAUGGGCGGCUGGGGCAUGUAGGCCGCCGCGGGCAGCUCUCACGUAUUUUAUUCUCAUUUUGUGGUCAGGGCUGGAAAUACCGUUACUUAAGAUUGCUCAUCUCUUAUUUAGCUAAUAUUCAGGGCAGUGUAAAGUGUGGUUGUGAAGGGGGUUAAUCGACUGGGAGGAGUAAUAGUCUAUGUGGGUUUCCUUUCUUUUUUUUAUUGUAUGCAUGCCCUGCUCAUAGGCCAUCUGUAGCUUUGUAUGAGUGACGGGGUGUACGGGGAAAUCCUCUUGCCCUCACCUCUACCAGAGUGACUUGCUCUGGGUGUCGAGCAGCACAUUGUAAAUAUGCUUACAAUGGAUUUUUGUUUACCUUGCAAAUUUGUUUCCCACUUAAGGUUGGAGUGUUGGUGUGUGCUUUUUAUAGUGUUUAUUUGUUUUGUUUUUUAUUGAGGGGUUACCUGAAUAUGCAGUCAAUGGAUGUUUCUGUUCACUGCAUUGCCUCUUUCCUCUGUGGUUCUUGUAUUGCAGAGAGAAAUAAAUUUGUUACGUGGGAA
This is a messenger RNA of Paramormyrops kingsleyae, 1967 nucleotides long. The record is from RefSeq and is a predicted model, not a curated record. Lineage: Eukaryota; Metazoa; Chordata; Actinopteri; Osteoglossiformes; Mormyridae.